Messenger RNA from Aspergillus vadensis CBS 113365, 588 nucleotides. RefSeq lists its product as uncharacterized. Lineage: Eukaryota; Fungi; Ascomycota; Eurotiomycetes; Eurotiales; Aspergillaceae. The record is from RefSeq and is a predicted model, not a curated record. Bases 1 to 588 code for a protein of 195 amino acids. The transcript is spliced from 2 exons.
AUGAAGCUUUCCGCCGUUCUCUGUAUCUUCGCCGCCACUAUGGCCGCCGCGGCACCUACGAGUUACGCCAACCCUCAGCGCCAGAACCAGCCUCAGAACAACAACAAUAACAACCAGAACCAGAACAACCGAAACCAAAACCAAAACAAUCGCCUCAGCGCUGAAGAGCAAAAAUACCAGCUCAGUGACAAUAACCACAAGAUUGGACGCUCCGAGGUCUUUUACCCGCGAGCAUUUGGCUCUUCUCCCUCAGAGCCCGUCGUGCCUGAGUAUUCUGAGCCUGAAUCCCCGACGAUUCACGUCCCCGAGCAUGACUACCAAGAGCCCAAGGCUCCCAAGGAGAACUACAAGUCUGAAGCCUACCAGUCCGAGGAGUACAAGACCGAUGAUAUCAAGUCUAAGGGCUAUCAGUCUGAGAGCUCCAAGCCUGAGAUCCACCAGUCUGUAGACUUCAAGCCUGAAGUUUACAAGCCCAAGGCUCCCAAGCCACCUGCACACCCCGUGAAUCACGUCCCGGUCAACCAGCAUGAAUCUCAUUCUUACGACACUCAUGAGUCCUACGAAAGUCAGACUACGGAGCAGCAGUAA